Lottia gigantea (owl limpet) is the source of this 818-nucleotide messenger RNA. RefSeq lists its product as hypothetical. The coding region runs from base 1 to 513 and encodes 170 amino acids. Gene Ontology annotation, cellular component: endoplasmic reticulum. Lineage: Eukaryota; Metazoa; Mollusca; Gastropoda; Lottiidae. The record is from RefSeq and is a predicted model, not a curated record. The transcript has 7 exons.
AUGGCCGACUUUUCAAUAAUUUCCUUGGUUUCGCUUAUAAUUUGCAUCACCCUUUCGACUGCAAAUGAAUUGGCAAGAGGAUGGAAUGACAAGAUAGAUUGGGUUAAAUUAGAAGAUGGUUUAAAAAUUUCACAAACAGAACAGAAACCUCUGAUGAUUGUAAUUCAUAAAUCUUGGUGUGGAGCCUGUAAAGCUUUGAUGCCAAAGUUUGCUGAAUCUAAAGAAAUAGAAGAACUGAGUAAACAGUUUGUAAUGGUCAAUUCUAGGGAUGAUGAAGAACCAAAUGAAAGUCAGUAUACACCUGAUGGUGGUUAUAUACCUCGUAUCUUAUUCUUAGAUUCUAGUGGUAAAGUAAGAAAAGAAUUUAUAAAUGAAAACGGAAAUGAAAGUUAUAAAUAUUAUUAUCCAGCAGUAUCACACAUUGUAGAGAGUAUGGAAAAAGUUUUAAAAGCCAAAGAAAAAGGAGAAUUAACAACGAAACAUGAGGAAGAGGAAGAUAAGGUGGAACUUUAAUCUUUCAUUUCUCCACCAAUUCCAUUUAUUCAUUCUUUUAUCAUUUUCAAUAGCCAGGAGGUCAAUUUCAUUAAGAUACAUAAGAUCCUAUGGUAAAAAUAUAACUCUAGUUUAUGGUAUGGCAUGUCUCAACUAUCUGGAAAUUCGUUGAACCGUGCGAUAAACGAGGCUCCACUAUAUAUCUAAGGAUGAAGUUCUGGCCAUGUAUUCUCGAAACAAUCUUAGUGCUAGAACGUUCUAGGGUAUUGACUUCUAUCACUGUUUGUGGAAUAUCCUAGCAGUAAGAUUGUUAUAAGAAUACUUAG